Macrosiphum euphorbiae (potato aphid) is the source of this 3453-nucleotide messenger RNA. The record is from the annotation of a GenBank genome assembly. Lineage: Eukaryota; Metazoa; Arthropoda; Insecta; Hemiptera; Aphididae.
AUGAGUGGAAGAAAACCUGCUGUGGCACCAACUAAGGUGAUAGAAGUUGUAUUACAAUUUAAGGACCGAAUCGUGCGAAUUGAUGAAAACGAUGAAAAAAAAAUCGUGUUUGCUAGUAAUUGCGUUUGGAAUGAAAUAAGUGAACAGCUUGAUAACCGUAUGUCUGGAAAGGCUAUAUACACAUUUGUGUUUGAAGGAAGAUACUCUGUUAAGGAAAAACUAGGAUUUUCUACUCCAAAAUCUAUUUCAGAAAUAAAUAUACCACGUCAAGUCUCAAAUGAAGCAAUAAAUGAUAUUACUAGCAGCGAUAGUAGCGACCAGUCUGAAAUGCCAUCAAAAAAGUUUGUUUUUACUUUUUCGGUAGAUGAAUGGAAAACAAUUCAGCCACAAGAAAUGAAUUAUAAAAUGAUUGACAAAACAAGACCUAUGCAAAACACCAGAUUGUAUUAUGUUUUGCCAAAAUCUAAUUGGACUCCUAUUAUGGCUGAACAUUUUUGGGAACAUACUAGUUUACCAUGUUGUUUGUCGUUCAAAAGAGCAAAAGUAACUCCUGAUGGUUAUAACUACGUAGUAGUUGUUGCACGAUGCACUGUCUGCAAAUCACAUUUUAAAGGAACUAUAGCUGAAAGACCAUCAGACAAUUCUAGAGUGCUAAUGAACUGUAUUUACACUGGUAAUUAUAACGAUGAACAUAAAAUUUCACGAAAGCGACGAUUGUUAGGACCUACGAUAAGUAAAUACACAACAUCCGUUGUUAAGGAAGGCAUAUCAUGUGAAACCACUAGGGAACGAGAAGCUGCUCGUUUAAUGAAAAUGGGUGAUUGUGAACCACCUAUCAUUCCAAGUGGAAAUUCCUUGCGGGCUUUAAAGUGUAGAAAAUUAGCAUCUGAAAGACGUCAUGUAGAUACUUUAACAUCCCUAGUUCUCAUGGCAAAAGAAGAGGAAUAUAAUAAUAUUUUACAUGAUAUUGGAUGUAAUCCAUUUUUUGUGCAUUACUUCUGUUCUAAACAAAUUAACAUUUACAGACAAUAUUGCCGCAGUGUAAGAUAUCCAAAGCUAGUAAUUGAUGCGACCGGUUCAGUAGUGAAACCGUUUAAAAAAUUGAAUGCUGUGAAAACUAAUUCUAUUUUUUUAUACGAAGGUCUUGUUUAUGACGAUAAAAAAAAAUAUAGUUUUACAGCUACAAAUAUGCUGAGCGAACGACAUACGAGCGUUGCAAUUUCUAAUUGGCUUUUUAAUUGGUUAAGCAGUGAUAUACCUAUUCCAAAACAAACAGUGUGUGAUCAAUCUUUAGCCCUUUUAUCCGCCAUUGUAAAAUGUUUUACACAGUACUCGACCCUCCAAGAUUAUGUUAGAGCAUGUGCAAGUCUACUACAUGGAGAUGUUCCAUUGAAAUCUCAUUGGGUUCCCAGAUGCUUUGUUCGAGUAGAUAUUGCACAUUUUAUAAAGACUAUUAGCAAAUGGAUACCAUUAAAAUCUGUUGCACGAAGAGUUCGAGAAGUAAUUCUUCGAGCAAUGGGAUUUUUAAUUCAAAGUCAGUCACUGAUAGAAAUGCGAUCGAUUUUUCUAUCAUUGUUUGUAGUCUUUACAAAUGAAACCGACGGCACUGAUAUUCAUGGCGAAGACACUCCAUGUGAAAAACAUCGACAAAAUUUGAUUUCAGCUACAUCAUUGGGUUUUAUUGAUUUUCAAACUCAGUUUGAUGAAUUAAUCGCCAUGAUAGAAUGUGAGGAUGAUGCAAGACAAAUCAUCGAAGAUGAAUACGAACGGCAGAAUGAAGGGCUGGAGUUAUUUGAAAAUCCAUUUCAAUCAUGGACUAAUGAAAUUUACAAUGAAAGUAAAAUGCUCAUUAAAGAAGGAACCGGAAUUAACCCAUUAUAUUUACCAAAUUUAGUUCCACAUUUAAUAAAAUGUACCAAGCUAUUACCAUUAUGGUCGGGAGUUAUGGUACCAAUUUUUGGUUAUGGAGAAGAGGUAUCAAGCUCAGCAGCUGUUGAGUCGAGUUUUAAAAAACUUAAGACCGUGACAUUAAAACACGUAGACUUGCCAACAAACUUAGAAAGAUUUUUAGAGAAUCAUAUAAUGUCUCUAAAAAGCUCAUCUAUGUUGCGAGCAGCUAAAUAUCACACACCGGUAUCAUCUCCAAAUGAUGAAGAAAACCACGAAGAGUUAAUUUCACACCCAGAAUUAGAAGUAACAGCAGAAUAUGCAACUCUAAGUAAAAUACCGACGCAAUCUCUAGUUUCAAUAAGAUGUAAUGAUGACGAAGACCAUGCCAUAUAUCGUCACCAUAAGUCGUCUUCUGAUGAAGAAGAAUUAGUAGACUAUAAUUCUGAUGAUAUGUUAUAUAUUCCAAAAAGCAAAUGUUCAUUAUGCAGUACAGGAAAUCCUCCAAAAGUUGGUGCAAAUAAAUGUUCUAAUUGUAAAAAACUGGUACAUACCUUUUCAACAUGUUCAGUUGAAAAGCCAGGAACACAAGAUGAUCGUUUAUGUAUGGUGUGCUCUUUAUUAGAAGAAGAUAACAUAAGGACUGAAAAUAAUGCUCAAGAAAAAUGGAAUCGAAAAAAUAAGAAGCAGAGAAAAAACAAUUCCUAUCUAACUCCAAAUCCCCAUUUAAGAUAUUUGACCCUGACCAAGUCAAAUAGUAAGAGAACACUGCCAGUGUUAAAAAAUGGAUCAAGGUUUGAAGAACUGAAAGGAUGCAGAACAAAUGCAUUUGAAGGGAGAGUUAUAUUUAAUAACACGUGCGCAUUUGACUCAUUGGCGUCACUUAUCAUGGUAUCAUAUUGUGACAGUCAAAAAUAUUCAGAAAUGUUGGAUAUUUCUGAAAAAUCAGAUUUUAUAAACUUUAUUUGUAAAAUUUUGAAUUCUGGGAUAACAUCUGCAUCAUAUUCACAUAGAGCUGAUUUAAUUAUAAACAAUUUGACUGUUGAAAUAAAAGAAAUGGAAUAUGCCACUACAUUAGUUGUAUGUGCAUCUACUAUUGGCCAUGUAAUUGACUCUUUGAUGGAGAAGUAUCCAUCAGCAAAAGAAAUUUCUAACUGUCCAGUGCGUUCAGAAAAAGACUUUUUAAUUUGUGGCCAUAAUGAUUGCAAAGGUCUUAAGACAGUCACUACUGACAUUUCGGAAAUGCAUAUAUUUAUUGAUAUUCUUAUUUGGGAAGGUGAAGAAGCCAUUUCCAGCCAACGCAGUAGUGAGGCAGCAACCAUUUUUAAGAUAAAGCUGUGUGACAUACCGGAAUUAAUAACAGUAAAAUCCACAGUAUAUGAACUAAGAGGUGCUUUAGCUUUUCAACGCCCUAAAAGUUCGUUGAGAAAUUCUGUUGGGCACUAUACAGCAUACACAAAAAGAGGAUCUAAAAAUUGGGAGCUUUAUGAUGACCUCAAGAAACUUCCUGUCCAAGUGAAAGAGCAGACAAUAGUUCCGGUCGAAUUUUUGUUUUAUUCUGUUUAA